GAUAAUAAAAACACUGCACCCGCCCCCCGCCAGUUCCUUGUCGUUCGUAGGCCUACAUGAAGAAGAAGAAGAUCCGUCUCUCUAAUUAAGGAAUGGACGAUCCGACGACCCCUUCUCCAUACGAUCUUCUCUUUGAAGGUCUCUGGCUCAUCCCAAUUCGUCACUAUCUCUACGCUCUCAUCCUCAUCUGGACCGUAUUCUUCUACAAUUUCGUGGAGUUCCAUUUCCUUGGUGAUGCGGUUCUUCAGUAUUUCAGAGGUCGAGUGAAUCUCAUCUACAACCCAGAUUCUCCUAUUUACCACGGUGUUGUCUCUCGCUGCCGGACUCUUCACGGCCGGUAUGUGGCGACACCGUGGUUAGCGAGUCCUCAUCUUCAGACUUGUUUCCUUAAUUUCCAUGGAUUGCCUCCCGUUUUCACCUACACAAGAAAGCUCUUUCGUGCUUCUGAUGGUGGAACCAUUGCUCUCGAUUGGCUUACCAACUCCCAUGUUGCUGAUGAGGAUCCUCACAAUCAGAAAGAAAUCAGUAAAGAAGACACAACUCCCAUUGCUGUUGUUAUUCCAGGGCUAACUAGUGAUUCUUCUUCUGCAUAUCUAAAGCACCUUGCCUAUAACACUGCAAAAUCCGGUUGGAAUGUUGUUAUUAGCAACCAUAGAGGACUGGGUGGUAUUUCUGUCACUUCCGAUUGCUUCUAUAAUGCUGGAUGGACAGAGGAUGUACGGGUAGUUCUUGAUCAUCUUCAACACGAGUUCCCUAUGGCUCCUCUCUUUGCUAUUGGAACUAGCAUUGGCGCUAAUAUUCUGGUGAAAUACCUUGGGGAAGAGGGUGAGAAGACUCCUCUGAGGGGCGGUGUUGCUAUUUGCUCUCCAUGGGACCUCUUGAUUGGUGACAGGUUUAUCUCCCGAAAAUUCAAACAAAGGUUGUACGACAGAGCUCUAACCAUCGGACUUCAAGGUUAUGCCCAAUUACAUGAACCUCAGUAUACACGGCUUGCUAAUUGGGAAGGCAUAAAAAAGUCACGUUCCAUCCGAGAUUUUGACAAUCAUGCUACAUGUCAUGUCGGGAAAUUUGAGACUGUGGAUACGUUUUACCGAAAAUCUAGCAGUACCCAAUACGUAGGAAACGUGGCGGUGCCGCUACUCUGUAUCAGUGCUCUAGAUGAUCCCUUAUGCACAAAGGAAGCUAUCCCUUGGGAAGAAUGCCGGGCAAACAAAAACAUUGUCUUGGUGACAACAAAUCACGGGGGACAUCUAGCUUUUUUCGAAGGAUUAACUGCAUCUAGCUUGUGGUGGGUUCGGGCCACCAACGAGUUUCUUGGCGCCCUUAGCUGCAGUCGCUAUAUGCAUACACAGAAAAUUCAAGAGAGUGGAAGCUCAGGAUCAAGAAAGCAGGAGGAACCUUCAAUAAACCAAGGCCCGUACCUGAACAUUGGAGAAGACGGGUUGGUAGCAGCAGUCAACUUGGAGGAAAACACCACACGGUCAAAAGAUGCAACACAAGUAUUGAAACAGAGAGGACCAAAGGUUAAAGAUAAGAGAAGCUUUAACGUGUUGUGCCGCCAGACAAAACGGUCCAUAUGGUUGCUUGGUUACAUAGGCAUGGUAACAGGUUUCCCUUUAGUUGGGAUGCUCAUGAACUACCUCUUUCGUAAGAAGCAACGACCCAUAACAGCCUCCAAGUCCUGAAGAUGCUUUAUUCUCUCCUCCCUCAACAAUUUCAUUUGCAGAUUCUUAAUUUAAUAUAUGUCUUCUGGUUUGUUCGUAAUACGUAUGUUAAUAACAUUAUCCUACACAGUCCUAUAAUCCUAUUCCUCUACGCGUAUGCAGAGGAAAUAAGAGAAUUUAUGUAGAGAACUCCUCCUACCUUUUUGGUAGAACUAUAGAAAUAAGUUAUCCUCUCUAACUA
Messenger RNA from Brassica napus (rape), 1905 nucleotides. RefSeq names its product embryogenesis-associated protein EMB8. Bases 93 to 1685 code for a protein of 530 amino acids. The transcript has 14 exons. Gene Ontology annotation, molecular function: short-chain carboxylesterase activity; monoacylglycerol lipase activity. NCBI's taxonomy places the organism in Eukaryota, Viridiplantae, Streptophyta, Magnoliopsida, Brassicales, Brassicaceae. The record is from RefSeq and is a predicted model, not a curated record.